Messenger RNA from Ectocarpus siliculosus, 2778 nucleotides. The record is from the annotation of a GenBank genome assembly. NCBI's taxonomy places the organism in Eukaryota, Phaeophyceae, Ectocarpales, Ectocarpaceae.
AUGCAGUAUGCGAAGAAGAUUGAGGAUAGCGUGGCCAGGUUCUCCCGUAGGAAGAGCGAUCCGCACCUUGCAGUCGUGUACGACUUGUUUCCUACCAUCAACAAGGAUCAAGUUGCGGUGGCCAAAGCCGAGAAGAUGGCUUCCAGCGGUGCUCCAGAAGAGGCCGCCAGGGUUUUCCUGAAGAUGGGAUCGACCGCGGCGGACAUCGUUAUGUUUACGGAGGAGUUAGGUGGUGAGGUUCCCGUGGUUGGCGCCGUGUUGAAGACGCUUAAAGCCAUCCGGUUGAGGUUUGAAGCCGUUCAAAGCAAUACGGAGAGGCUGAAGGCGUUGGAAGAGCGGUGCACGUACGUCACGGCGUGCGUCAUCGUCAAGUGGAGGCAAACCUCGAGCUCGGAGAUGAAUGUAGCCCCGCUGGAGUCCUGCGUCAACGCCGCGGAAGAUUUCAUCGCGCGGUGUAGCCGACGAGGGUUGUGUGGACGUUGCACGAAGGCCUCAAGCGACAACGACGAGCUUUUGACCUUGAACUCGCGUGUCGACAGUCUGACUGGAGAUUUGGGUCUCGCGGGCAUUGCCAGCCUGGACGCAAAGGUCGAUGACUUAAAGGCGAUGUUGGCGGAAGUGAUUGCACAGAACACAAUGCCAGCCUCUGUCCCGGUGGCCGCAGUGCCAAACGGAAAGCCGGUCGAACAUUCCUGGCACGUCGCACGCGAUAGGGUCGUGGAUGCCGUGUACGAGCACCUCUCUUGUGGGCAAACGCCACAAGUGGUGGGAUUAGUCGGUCGGAGCGGCUCAGGGAAGACCACGUGCGCCGCGUCUAUCGUCGGAGAGUCGACAGGCAGACGCCAUCAGAACGAAACCGGGGACCAAAUGCUUCGGCGUUUAAACCGGGUUCGGGAGCACUUUCGCGACGGGGUGGUUUGGCUACGGGUUGGCAGGGGUGGCGGGUCAGCGGAGCGCGUCCCCGCCCUGAUGUCACAGCUGGCGAAGACGGUUUUCGAAGACCUUAAACAUAGUUACGGGUUUGCCCCUGGAGCGUCACCCACUGGAGGUGGCUCGGCCUUCAUCAGCGACUUUGUUCGGGGGAAAGGAUCGGCCGCGGGACGAAAACGCUGUCUAGUUGUCGCUGAUGAUGUCUGGGAAGUCGACAUUCUAGAGGAGCUUCGACACACGGGCAUGUGGGUUCUUUUCACGAGCCGCGACCCUGACUUGGUGGAGAGAGUGGAAGGCAGCGUAGUCCCGGUCGACCAACUUUCUAAGGCUGAAGCAGAAUGCCUCCUCCGGGGCGCUGCCGAGCUGUCGACUGGAUCCAGCCUCCCGUCAGCGGCGGCGCAGGUUAUCGAGCGGUGUGACCGGAUGGCAAACCGAUUGGAAUUUGUCGGCCGAUGGAGUACUGUCAAGGGCAGCGAUGACGAAGAGGACUGGGCGGAGGCUGUCUCGGCCAUCGACGCCGAGAUGAGUGCGAUGGCGGGCGAAGCAAAUGCGCAAAAAAGCGACGAGGAUCUCUCCGGUGUCAAGCGUGUCGCUAUCCUUCGCGCUGGCUUCCUCGAUCUUGCUGCCCAGAAUGGCUUCAACCCGUUGCUCUACCUUAGCCUUGCGGUCAUGCCCGAUGGCCGUGCUUUUGGGGCGAAAGAAGCGGCCGUGUUUCUUUUCGACGAUUGGGCUGAAGAACGGGCUAGCCAGCGUAGGACCAGGCAGGCGGCCAAGGUCGUGGCCAACCUCGAACAGUGGGCGGUGGUAACGAUGCAUGGGAACUUGUUUCGAAUGCACGAUGCUCACUCAGACUUUGCGAGGAACAAGCUGAAGAGGAGCGAGGACGUGCGCGCGUCGGCCUUGAGGCGUUGGCGCGGUUUCACCUCCAGACUAGACACUAUCCGUUCCAUGGACUACUUUGAGAUGGUCGAUCUUUGGCACGCGACAGAGAUGAUAGGAGGGGAGAGUUGGCGCGUGUCACGCCCGUACCAUGUUGCUCUGGAUUCUCUCCGAGACUCUAGUCCUGAGUGCAUCCCCUCCCUGAAGGCCGUGGUCGAGUUCGGGAUCAAUGAAUGUGCGUGGGAAGUCACGCAUGACGUUGCGCUCCGGUUGCUCCGCGUGCAGAAGGAUGCGGCGGUGGAACACGCAGAGGUACGGCACACCUUAGAAUCUCUCAUCCAUUGUGCAAACGCCUUAAAUCUAAACAGCGACGCGGAUGCUCAUCGUCGUGAGCUCUCGUUGAUGGUGGACGCCGCCUGGGAGAACCGAUCGAAUACAGCUAGCUCUCCCCCAAGGCUUGUUGCGAAGCGAUUAUUGGAACGUGGCCAGCAAUUGGCGAUCACACGACGGCCCGACGAGGCUCAUGAGGCUAUCAGCGAAGCUUUGCGCCUCCAAGAAGAACGCAGCGGGGACUUCGAAAGGCUGGAGAUAUCGGCAACCCUGGAAUUUUUAGCUAUUGUUCUGGUGGAUCUCAAGCGGUACAACGAAGGAGUGGAGGUUUACCAGCGAUGUCUCCGUAUCAAAGAGGAUCUCUACGGACUCGAGCACUUACGGCUGACGGUAACACUGCAUAACUUGGCUGUUUGUGCUCUAAAGCGUGGGGAACCGGGCGACGUCGAAAAAGCCAGCGAGCUCCUUCGUCGUGCUCUCAGCAUCAAGGAAGUGAAAACAGGAGAGGAUCAUGUGGGGAUGAUUCGCACUUUACAUUGGCUCCGCAGGUGUGCGGAAAAAGCGGGAGAACCCGAACAGCAAAGGCACUGGGAGGAGCGAAUCAAAAGGCUCGAGGAUGCGAAUACCGAACCCAAAUAA